This is a messenger RNA of Peniophora sp. CBMAI 1063, 825 nucleotides long. Lineage: Eukaryota; Fungi; Basidiomycota; Agaricomycetes; Russulales; Peniophoraceae. The record is from the annotation of a GenBank genome assembly.
AUGAAUAAGAGUUCAACCGACAGCUGGCUCAAUGAGCCCAUCUAUGCCAAAUGGAUACACUGGCACAUCUUCGGCCGCCUCCUAGACUUGAGCCAAACCAUCGACCUCAAGUACAAGCCUGGCGACGAGUGGGAUAUUAACGAGGAGCGCUUUUGUGAAGGAAUGGCCAUUGAGGCAGCCUGGAUGUGUCGCAUCACAGGCUGGGCCGCUGUUCGCAGCAUACCCCUCAAUAGUCGCUUGUUCGCGGCGUAUGCCCGUGUUGUUGCCGCUAGUGCCGGCAAGUGCUCGAUCGACGAUUCACUCUUCAAUAACAAGGAAAUGUGGCAUAUCUGCAACGAGCUCAAGAUUGUUGAUGAAGAGGACGGUCCGGGACUAGAGGAUAUGGACGCCGACUUCAACAAAAUCAUGAAAAGGCCACCUCCAUGGUGGUUAUAUCUGAGUCCCGAUCCUGCCGUACGUGCCGACGGCCGAGCCCAUGCCCGGGAUGCCGAACGCCGGGAGGCCCAUCUGCAAUACGUGCAUGGCCUAGAUGUUGCUCAUCGUGGACCGGACUUUGGAGAGGCGGAAAGGGAGCCUACAAGGCGGCGGCUCAUGAAGACUCUGGACGAUGCCGAGCAUUUCUUACGACGUCUAGAGAAGGAUCAGGACCUCACUUAUAAGAAACUUGGCGAAGAACAAGCCAACAAUACUCGAGAGCUUCUGGCAGUGUUUCAAGCGGCUUACCCGCAUGCCCAGCUCAAUUUUCGCGAGCAGCACAUCCUCGACUCUGCCGAGUACGCCGAGGGUGCCGGCCCUGCCGGGGGUGCCGGCGCAUCUCGGAACUGA